Messenger RNA from Salvelinus sp. IW2-2015, 591 nucleotides. Its product is annotated as BMP-2-inducible protein kinase-like. Lineage: Eukaryota; Metazoa; Chordata; Actinopteri; Salmoniformes; Salmonidae. The record is from RefSeq and is a predicted model, not a curated record.
AUGCUUGAGGCUGACCAUGAGAAGAGACCAGAUAUCUAUCAAGUCUCCUACUUUGCCUUCAAGUUAGCUGGAAAGGAGUGUCCAGUGCCAAAUCUCUUUAGCUCCCCUCUCCCCACGUCACUCCCUGAGCCACUCACAGCCAGCGAGGUUGCUGCUCGGAAGAGCAUGACAAAAGCCAGAAUCACAGAGUCCGCGGGCCCCACGGCAACUUCCAUCGCUCCGAGACAGAGACCCAAGGCGACCAACAGUAACGUGAUACCCGUCCCUGUAGCCAACACAGCUGUCACCCCUAUAGCUGUCCCCGCCGCCGCCACGCCCGCCGCCGCCACGCCCAUCACCGCCACGCCCAUCACCGCCACGCCCAUCACCGCCAUGCCCAUCACCCCUACAGCUGUGCCUUCUGUAGCCGUCAGCAAUGGGCAGAAAGCUCCAACACCUGGUAACAGCCAGCCGGUCGCUCCACAGCUCCAGACAGCCAACAGGGUUCUCCAGCAGCUGCAACCUGGAGACUUUCGUCUGCAACAACAACUCCAUCCUGUUCAUCCACAGCAGCUCCAAUACCUUCAGUACCAGCAGGCCUCCAGCAGCAGG